Molecule: messenger RNA, 617 nt
Organism: Solenopsis invicta (red fire ant)
Lineage: Eukaryota; Metazoa; Arthropoda; Insecta; Hymenoptera; Formicidae
Gene: Nedd8
Product: NEDD8
Exons: 4
Coding region: 174-428 (84 amino acids)
Biological process (GO): protein neddylation; regulation of proteolysis; modification-dependent protein catabolic process
Cellular component (GO): cytoplasm; nucleus
Molecular function (GO): protein tag activity; ubiquitin protein ligase binding
Source: RefSeq, a predicted model, not a curated record
UUGCCGGCAGACGGCGACGCGCCGCAAUUCUGAUUGCUAGGUUAGGUUUUAGUCGCGCGGUUGUGACAGUGCGACUCAUAGAAUUUUUGCUCGUCCGAUUUUUGUGCGACGUCGGCGUCUCGGCCGGUGACUUCAUCGAUUAUAAUUUAAACGUAGUCGUCAAUAGCAGAAAGAUGUUGAUAAAAGUGAAGACCCUCACGGGGAAGGAGAUUGAAAUAGAUAUAGAACCUACAGACAAAGUAGAAAGAAUUAAAGAGAGGGUAGAAGAGAAGGAGGGAAUACCACCGCAGCAACAACGAUUAAUAUUUUCUGGCAAACAGAUGAACGAUGAGAAGACGGCGCAAGAUUACAAAGUCCAGGGCGGUUCAGUGCUGCAUUUGGUGCUCGCGUUGAGAGGAGGCUGCAGAUACAACAUUCCUCAUUUAUAAACGACAGCGAGAGGAUAUUAAAAAAUUGUGAGGGCCGCACAGGAAGAAAAAAAAACAAAAAAAACAUGUUUAUCAUCAAGUAUGUGCACUCGAGAAGGAUAAGCUCUAUGUUAUUUUCUCUAGAAUAACAUGGUCAUGUGAUCUUUACAACCUAAAUAAAUAUUUAAUAAAGUAAUUUAAUCAUAACAA